Platichthys flesus (European flounder) is the source of this 1181-nucleotide messenger RNA. It is a transcript of the gene marchf5l, whose product is annotated as membrane-associated ring finger (C3HC4) 5, like. The coding region runs from base 158 to 1030 and encodes 290 amino acids. The transcript is spliced from 7 exons. Gene Ontology annotation, molecular function: zinc ion binding. The record is from RefSeq and is a predicted model, not a curated record. Lineage: Eukaryota; Metazoa; Chordata; Actinopteri; Pleuronectiformes; Pleuronectidae.
GCGGGGCUUACCGUGGCUAAUCGUGUGUCAACACUUUAUUCCGGAUUUAACUUCACGAUCUGUAUAAAAGUGAGAAACCAGUAGAUUCCAGGUCUCAGCUGUCGUCUGAUGGGCUCAUGAGAACAUCGGAGAGAGAAGAGUCAGUUCCCGAAGCAUCAUGGCCGCUGUUGAGGAGCAGCCUGAGAAACACUGCUGGGUGUGUUUUGCCACAGAGCGGGACGACCACAGCGCGGAGUGGGUGAGUCCCUGCCGGUGUAAAGGCUGCACCAAAUGGAUCCAUCAGUCGUGCCUGCAGCGCUGGCUGGACGAGAAGCAGAAAGGCAACAGUGGGGGGGCAGUGAGCUGUCCGCAGUGUGGCACCGAAUACCACGUCGUCUUCCCCAAGAUGGGCCCCUUAGUGUACUUCCUGCAGCAGGUGGACCGGGCUCUGUCUCGAGUCAGUCCCUUCGCAGCUGUGGGGGUGGUGGUCGGGACGGUGUACUGGUCAGCCGUCACAUACGGAGCUGUGACCGUCAUGCAGGUUGUGGGUCAUAAGAAGGGUCUGUAUGUGAUGGAGCGAGCCGACCCGCUCUUCUUGCUGAUGGGUCUGCCCACCAUCCCUGUGGUGCUGGUCCUGGGAAAGAUGAUCCGCUGGGAGGAUUAUUUAAUUCGACUGUGGCACAAACGCAACCUUCCUCCAGGUAGCUACCGCUAUCUGCCUCGUCUACCUGCCGACGGCCCCGGGGCCGGGGACCACCUCUCCGUGUCCAGGACUCUGUGCGGGGCGCUCAUCUUUCCCUCCAUCGCCAGUCUGGUCGGGAGGAUUCUGUUUCGACGGGUUUCAUCGAAUCUGCAUCGAACGAUGCUGGGGGGCCUGGUGUUCGUGCUGAUCAAAGGAGUUCUGAAGGUGUAUUUCAAACAGCAGCAGUACAUCGUCCAGGCCAACAGGAACAUCCUCAACUACCCUGAGAGAAACAGAAAUGGACAGAACGAAGGUGGCGAGGUGGACACCGAGGACACCGAGGACACCGAGGAGAGUGGAAACGAGUAGCCGGAGCUGGAGUCGAUGUCAGAGACGAUUUUAUAAAAAGACAAAUGUAUUUUUAUCGUGAAACAAAAAGCAGAACUCAGGAGACUGGUUUUGGCACCAGUGGCAGUUGGGAUAUCAUAAUUCAUGGACACCAGUAUAAAGUCUGACAUUU